This is a messenger RNA of Tuber aestivum (summer truffle), 1370 nucleotides long. Lineage: Eukaryota; Fungi; Ascomycota; Pezizomycetes; Pezizales; Tuberaceae. The record is from the annotation of a GenBank genome assembly.
AUGGUUCUGGCGACGCAGGUAUUUAACCCCGGCAACAGUGAUGGGGAUAACAUGGACUGUGGCAAUACCAUCGCUGCCGGUGUCGCCGGCAACACUGGCGGCGGAGCCUGCAUUGUCGGCUGUACGACCCCCACGCAGCAGUCCGGCGUGGCAGAGGGUGAAAUUCUGAAAUGGAUAUCUCCACCGGAACUCCUGGACAGGCACCAAGAUGUGCAGCAGUGUCGGUUCGAAGGUGUGGGAACUUGGCUUCUCCAAACAAGGGAGUUUAAUGAAUGGGCAUAUGGAUCUGCUGAUCCCACACUCUUCUGCUAUGGUGACCCUGGAGUUGGGAAGACUUGCAUCAGGUACGAUAGAAGAAGUUUUGAUCAUUCACAUGCAUUGCUAACCGGCAGAAACUUUAGCUCUCUAGUUAUUGACACCUUGUGUCCCCGUGUCGGACAAAACUUCCGCGUGUUAUACCUGUAUUGCCACUAUCCUACGUAUAAAAAGCUAUCCGCCGCAGAUCUGAUUGCCGGGCUUCUUAAGAAGGCUAUGACUGGGCUAGAUGGGAUCCCUGAAGAAGUGAGUCGAGAGUUCGAGAAGUCUAAACACUAUGAAGGUGGUCGGAGGCGGCCGCUUCUCUUGGAUGUUGUAAAUAUGUUAUACGCAGUUCUUACAUCCUUUGAGCGGGCGUUUAUAUGUAUCGACGCAUUAGACGAGUGUCCGUCGGGGCAAAGGAUAGAACUUCUUAAUUCCUUGGAGACGCUUAUCCGACAACCAUCAAAAACCCGACUCUUCCUCACUGGUCGGCCACUGAUUCAUCGUGAAAUCGAGCAGUAUCUCAGCAAAAGUGCGCAAAUUGUAUCCAUCAAACCUAACGAGGGUGAUAUCAAGGAAUACAUCACCCAAAGGCUGGACCGGGACCCAAACCCAGAUGAGAUGAAUUCUCAGUUGAGAACUGAUAUCAUGCGAAUUCUUCCUCAUAAAGUGUCGGGAAUGUAUGUAGGGGUAGCGGUAUUGUGCGUCAUUCGCUGAUAAUGUCUAGAUUUCUGCUGGCAUUCUUAAAAAUGAAUGCAAUAUUGGAAGCGGUAAACGUACACGAAAGAAAGGCGAGACUCCUAGCGAUGGAAGACAGCCCGGAGCUGCAGCGUGAGUAUAGUAAAACACUGCAUCGAAUAGUCGAGCAGGGCUCCAACAAACCAAAGCUCGCUCUUACGGUUUUAAUGUGGCUUGGUUAUUCGAAGCGGCCAUUGCAUGCCGACGAACUGAGCCACGCCUUAGCGAUUAAAAAAGGGUCAAGAAGCACCAACCCCGAGAACAUUCCUUCAGCCCGAGCAUUAUCAGACUGCUGUUUAGGACUUGUUAUUGUUGAUAAGGAAGCAUCGACCAUC